Molecule: messenger RNA, 5496 nt
Organism: Trichogramma pretiosum
Lineage: Eukaryota; Metazoa; Arthropoda; Insecta; Hymenoptera; Trichogrammatidae
Product: ras-specific guanine nucleotide-releasing factor RalGPS2-like
Exons: 13
Coding region: 587-2539 (650 amino acids)
Biological process (GO): positive regulation of GTPase activity; Ras protein signal transduction
Cellular component (GO): plasma membrane
Molecular function (GO): guanyl-nucleotide exchange factor activity
Source: RefSeq, a predicted model, not a curated record
UCAUGUAAAUAAUAUACAGAUGGUUUGGUGUGAUUUCACGAGUAAGAUAUAGAGUAUAGAUGUAGAUUGGGAAAGGUUUCGAACGUUGCAGCAGAUGUUCGAAACUUUUUGAAACCCAAUUGCCAAACCUCCGAAUAAAAAACGUAAAAGCGCUCGAUUUCGCAUUAUAUUGUUCUCGAGAUAACUCCAUAACGAUGGUAUUAUAGCAUUAAGCGUUUAAGCACGCAUAAGCUGGCUGCGAUAUAAUCUGUCAAAAAUAAACGGCGCCGCAGCGUUUCGAACUCUUCGAUGACGCGCUGCGCUGCCGGGCUCGUGACUUUGCUCCGCUGCGGCUGAAUUGGCAGCUGCACAGAACUCGGCGGCGACAGUGGACUGUGUGGAGUAGUAUAGUAUAAGCGCCAGGCGUCGUCGUGACUCCGUAUAAUAUAAGCCGUUGCCGUGCAAUUAUUGCAUCGCAGUUGCAGCGGUAGUAGUAGUAGUAUACAAAUAUCAUCGCUCUCGUUACAUAGCCCCAACCGUCUGCGAAAGCAAGGGAUUUUCAGAAAUUGAACAAAAAUGCCAUGCGCCCGCUAGUUGCUUCAGUUCCAUGGCUGAUUUGCAUUUUUCCCCAAUGCCCCGUGAUUUUUUAACCGAAUCAGUCACAAGUCUCCGACUUUCUAAGUUUGGAAACAAUGACUGCGCAGACAAAACCUAUAGUCCAAACGAUUCAGUUAAUAGACUCUUGUUACCUGCUGAUCUAAAUGCAGGUGACAAGAGUCUUUUAGAUCGAAAAGAACAUAAAGAAAAAAAUAAAUCAUUUAGAAAGUACUCAGAACUAACACCACCAAGUGUAUCAAGCAGCUAUGAAAAUUAUGGGUCGGCAGAGAGCAAAUCCAACUCAUUACCAGGGCGCUGUAACAAUAGUUCGCCAGUGCCAAAUACAACAGUUGCCACUGAGAUUUCAGCUGACGACCUAGCGUCACAACUUACCUUACUCGAUGCUUGCGUCUUCAAAUGUAUAGAACCUCAUGAAUUAUCCAAUUGCUCUUGGAAUAAAAAGAACAAAUUAAUAACAGCUCCAAAUGUUGUUAGUUUUACAAGGCGAUUUAAUCAUACAAGCUUUUGGACUGUUCAAGAAAUAUUAAAUGCACCAACACCAAAGAUGCGAGCAGAAUUUUUGGCUCAUUUUAUAAGGGUUGCAAAGAAACUUUAUGAUUUAAAUAAUUUACAUUCUUUAUUUGCUAUCAUCUCAGCUUUGCAUAGUGCCUCUGUUUAUCGACUCAACAAAACAUGGGCUUAUUUAUCUAAAAAGGACAAAGCUGCAUUUGACAAACUCGCUGAAGUAUUUAAUGAUAAAAGCAAUUGGUCUAAUCUUCGAGAACACAUGGAUAACAUUAAACUGCCAUGUAUACCCUACUUAGGAUUAUUUUUAACGGAUCUUGUAUAUAUAGAUAUGGCUCAUCCAGCUUCAAAGAAUGGAGAUAAUCACCAACGUGUUUCAAAAAUGAAUGCUGUUUUAACUAAAUUAGCAAUGUUUCAAGCUUGUGAAUAUCCUGGAAUAAUACCAUUACCAGAUGUGCAGCGAUAUCUUAAUAGUGUACGCUACAUUGAAGAAUUACAAAAAUUUCUCGAAGAUGAUCAUUUCAAGUUGUCAAUGAGACUAGAGCCAAAUUCACCUAUUCCCUCUUCGAGUAGCAGCAAAGAAUCUGUUGAAAACGUCGCUACAGGUGUAGCAGCUUUAUCGUUAUCUCCAGCUCGAGGCUGCGCUGGUUCGCUACGUUUGCACACAGCGUCAGCAGCUACAAAAUUUGUUCCUGGUCAUCGCAAAUGCCGAAGUUUAGGAACGAAAUUUCGUAGUACAAGUCUCCCACGCAACUUUCAUAAGCAAGGAGGUAAAUACGGACCUGAUACAACCACUCCUGGUAUUUUUGGAAAAUCCGUUACUGUACCAUUGGAAGCUGUUCACAUUACGGCGAGGCAUCUCUUAGAUGAUUCUGUGCUGGAGGAACCUCAUUUAGUAGGCGCUCAGUUGCUAGAUCUAGAUCACAAUUCACCUGGAUCGCCUGCGGAUGCAGUGAGCGAGGAUUGCAGAUUGUUACAGAAAAAGAGUCAAGUAUUACCCUGUGAUAUUGACAGCUCGAUCGAGCCACGCUGUAUCAUGCAAGGAUCGCUCAGAAGAAAAGUUGUUUUGCGAGAUGGUCGUAAACCAGCUGUAUCGACAUGGCAACGUUAUUGGGUACAAUUAUGGGCUUCUUCGGUUGUUUAUUUUGCACCAAAAUGCUUCAAAGGUUGUAUUGAUCCAAUCAAUAGAAGUGAACGAAGCGAUUUCAAAAGAGAACCAUAUAAAAUGAUAUCGAUACUCGGGUGGAUUGUUGAAACAUUGGAUGAUAAAGUUCAUUCUGAUACAUUUUUAUUAGCUGAUCCAAAGAAAGGAAACGUAUACAAAUUUCGAGCAACAUCAGUAGAUAGCUCAGAACAAUGGCUGCGACAUUUGCGUGCGACGGUACGAGGUGCCAUGGGCAGAAGGCCGUUACCCGCAAAUCUUAUGUCUUUUGAAUAAGAUGAAGAAAGAUUGUAGUUUCGCCGUCGUGGUAUAUAACAAAAAGCUGAAUUUUCUACACUAUCGAACAAAUGGAAAUUAUUAAUACGCGUAUAUAGAAUAUAAAUAUACUUUCACGUAUUCAGGGCAAUCAUCCGUUUAUCCAUUAAUCUACAGGAAUUGCUUGACAGUAAUAAUUAAAUAGUGCAUGACUAAAAAGCAAUAAUUACUUUAAAUAAUUAUUUGACAUCAUUUGCUCUCUACGUUAUUUUACACAUAUUUUUAAGAGUGUGAAUCGUUUGCCUACAUUUAUAUUUAUACAUAAACACAUAUAUAUAUAUAUUUACAAGGUGUGAAUGUAUUUUUAUCUCACAUAAAAUUGGUCUUAUUUUACGGCGCGAAUAAAUUUCUGCGCGUCGUAUCAAAACUUUUAAUUUUACAACUAAAUUUUACAAAUUUUAUUUUACAUUUUUAAGAACAAUAAUAUUGAUGUGAGUAGUUUUAAAAAUAAUUACUGAUCAUGAAGUAUCGAACGCUUGAAUGAUCUGAAUUGAUUUAUUGAGAAUCUAUGAUAGCCUCGUAAGACUGCAUAAAAAGUACAAUGAACAUUUUUAACAAACCUUUGCUGAUGUAGUAAAAGAUGUCUUGUAUCAUUGAAAAACAUUGAAUAAGAGGUUCUAAAUUCUAAUACUUGUAAUUAUUUUUUAACAUAAAAACACCAAAAAUCGCAUAAAUAUGAUAUCGUGAUAUCUUAUAAGCCAUGUCAAUUACUAUCGAAAAGUACUCACUGAUUUUUACACGUUAAAUUGUUAGAAAAAUCUAUGAUUUAUUAGUCAAGAAUUGAUUGAUGAUUGCAACAUUAUUUACAUGAUCAUGGCUUUUAAUUUUGACAUCAAUCUUGUACUAAGUACUUUAAUGUUCAUUAUAAUUUUUUCUGCAACGAAUUCAAGGAACUUCAAAAUUCCAAGGUGCCACUAAAAACUAAUAAUAUUCUUCAUUUUUAACAUUGAUGCAGGCCUGAAAAUAGAUUAGAUUUAGUACGGAUUUUUAAUAUAAUUACACAGUUAUUGUCGUACACAUUUUUUUAUUUGUAUAUUUUAUACACAUAAAUUAUGCUUUAAAAUGAAAAUUAUUACUCUUGAAUACAUCCAAAUGAACAUUUUUGCUAUAAUAUUAAUAUGAUAGCUUGUAUGAAUCAGAUCUUGCUAGUAAAUCAUGAUCAUCAUAUGUAUUGUGACUGAAGCUUUGACGAUUGUGUAAAUCAUAGUGACUCAACAGUCUCAUGUCAAUGGUACCAAAAAUUAACAAUAUUAUCGUUAGUGUGAAAAAACUGGAAAAUAAUGGAAACCAUUAUCAUAGAAUAGCAUAUAUAAUUCCGUAGUCGUUAAAAUAGUCGGAGUAACUAUAUGGUAGAAUUUCCGUAGUUAUCUACCUGUAUCUACGACGAAUGUGCAUAUAAAUCUAAAUCAAGCUUUUGUAAAAACAUCGUCUAGUGAUUUGUGUAAUUUUUUUUAACUUGUCCAAGCGUGAAAAUUGUGGAUGGUGAAUCAUUAAUAUCAUGAAUUCGUAGGUGUAGAUUCAUUGGCUAAUAAUGCCAGAUUUAAAAAAUCAUCAAACUUUUCAAUCUAUUUCAUAAAAUGUUGAGUUUCAACCAGUUAAAAGCGCAGUGAAGAGCUGCUGCAAAAGAUUUGUACGAAAUUAUCGAAUAUUAGUUGCAUUUGCUUCAAAUGGAACAUUUUUCAAUUUUUCACUUUUAUUCAGAAUAUUUUUGACUUAAUUUUACCUUAUAAAUUCAUGUUACGUUUUUUAAAUUAAAAUAUGAUUGUUUGAAUUUCACGUGUGUUUGUAGAUUUUUUGUUUUGUUAAUUUAUAAGGUAAUUUUCAACAUAUUUUAUCAAAAUAUUACUUGAAAAUGUUCCUGAGAAGACAGUCGUAGAAAAUGUACUAGAUGAGCUAAAACAAGAUUCGAUAACGAGAAACAAUAAAACGUAGUUUGAGUGAAUAAAUGCCACUAUACACCAUAAAAUAUAAUUAUACUAGCGACUAUGAAUAACCGCUUCUCAAUUUUGAGAAAAAGACUGAUUUUGGACUUGAUCGUCGCUAAACGUAUGAGUAUGAUAAGGAGAUGAAAAUAAAUUAUUACAAUUCUCCAGCUCAAAUGCUACUGCAAAUCGCAUGUUCAUGUAAGAGUGCGUAAAUCGUGAAAAUAUUACUCUUUUACAUUCUAGCGAACUUAUCGGAUGAAAAUACAUUCUCAUAAAUGAUCAACACUCGAUAUUAUAAUAAUUUUACCAUAAUGUAAGAGUCAAUAUACAUUUCGUUGUGUACUCACAAAGUCUUGAAAUGUACCAAAACUUUUGUCGUCGUUCAUACGUCUGUAAAAAUUAUUUAUCCUCCUUGUUUAGCUGGAAUAUAUCAAGUAUUUAAAUCGAAUGUUUUUUGCAGUAUAAUUGAAAUUCUAAUCUAAAUUAACGAAUGAUGAUUUUGAAACUGUAGAGUUUAAAUUGUAUUGAAAUUCGUAGGUGUUUUGUCAUAAUUUACACCAAAACAAAAACAUUGCCAACUAAUUUAAGUAUUUUGUGACAAAUUUGUAUAAUAUUAUUAAUUCUCACUUUAAAUAUGUUUGCUUGUACAACAUGGUUAAUGAUAUGGAUGUAAAAAUUUACGAACUUCGCGAAAUAUACGGAGCUUAUAUUUAGCAUAAUGAAAAUUUGGUCUCAAAAAUGAUACUUUCUACAUUUCAACUGAUUCAGGAUUUUCGAUGUAAUUGAUAAUGUUAUUUUAUAGUUAAGACUUGAUAAAGCCGGGUCAUGAGUGGAAAUAAGUGAGAUGUUCUGUUCAAAAUCAUAUUUAUGCAUGGUAAUAAAGCUGAUGCCAUACUAUAUUGCAUAGUUACUUGUUCACAUUGUAACUGUACUUAGGAUUAUUGCAUACAUUAGUUGUUAAAGUGAAAAAAAUUAAACCAAUUAAAAAACUAA